AUGUCUGUGAGGCGCUACAUCUUCCCCCUGCUGCUCAAAGCAGCAACUCUUGCGGCGGCAUCGCCUGUAGGCGUUGCUGUCUCAAACAGCAGCAGCAGCCUGCUUUCCUCCCCCCCUCCGUUCCCCAUUUCGUCCCCUCCCUCUCCUCAGGAAUUCGACUGGGCGUCCGUCGUCCCCAGUCACCAGCUGGACUUCCACGACUGCUACGGCAGCCUGAAGUGCGCCCGCUUGCUGGUCCCCCUGGACUGGAAGUCCGCGGGCGACAACCGCACCAUCCCCAUCGCCAUGGUCAAGCUGCCCGCCGCCGUCCCCAACGACGACCCGACCUUUGGCGGAAGCGUCUUUGUCAACCCCGGCGGCCCCGGCGCCUCGGGCGUCAACUACCUCGUCAAGAACGGCGCCGCCCUGCAGAGGAUCCUCAUCGACAAGCCCGGCGUCCGGCACUACGAGCUCAUCUCGUUCGAUCCGCGCGGCAUCGGCAGGACCGCUCCCGCCGUCGACUGCUUCGGCCCCAACGACUUCGCCCGCACGGCAUGGACCCUGCAGGACCACGCCAAGGGCUCGCUCACCUCCGGCGAGGGCGCCGUCAUCAACGGCCUGAGCCUCUCCAAGGCCCUCUCCAUGCGGUGCGAGCGCGAAGCAGGGGAAGCCCUAAGGUACGUCAACACGCCCAGCGUCGCCCGCGACAUGGCCGAGAUGGUCGACAAGAUCGACGAGCUGGGGAAGCGCGAGGCCGGCCCCCAAAAAGCUGCUGCUGCUGCUCCCAAGCCCGAGGGCAACAACAACAAGCCGCGCCACGGCGGCCCGGAGGAGGCGGACGAUCCCACGCCGAGGCUGCAGUACCUUGGCUUCUCGUACGGCACCGUCCUGGGCAACACGUUUGCGUCCAUGUUCCCGGGCCGCGUCGGCCGGAUGGUCCUCGAUGGCGUUGCCGAUGCGACAGAUUACUUUGAGGGAGAUGGCUGGACGACCAACCUCGAAGACACAGACACCAUCUUCGAGGAAUUCUGGGACGGCUGCUUCAGGUCCGAAAACAGCCUCUGCCCGUUCCGCGAAACCGACGACAGCCCCAAGAAGGCCCGCAAGCGCUUCUGGAACUGGGUCGAAGCCCUCGACGAGUCCCCCGCGCCCAUCUACCGCCCCAACGGCGCCCUCAUGAGCCUCACCGGCGAGCAGGUCCUCCGCGUCGUCGGCAGCGCCCUCUACAAGCCCCGGCAGCAGUUCCAGCCCCUGGCCCUCGCCCUCUUCGAGGGCAUGCAGGGAAACCUCACACGCGUCGCCAGCUGGGCCGACUCCGGCAUCCCCAAGGUGGCCGACGCUUGUCAGGCUAAGAGAAAUGCUGCGUCGGGCUUGCUGCCGUAUCCCAAGGACGAGGGCGGGUUUGCCGUGCUCUGUGGUGAUGGGGAGGACGUGACUGAUCGCAACACCAAGUUCUGGAAAAAGUACGCCAAGAAACAGGGCGGCAGGUCAAAGGUCUUUGGUGUCUUCUGGGCCUCCAUCCGCAUGACCUGCUCUUCCUGGCCUGUCCGUCCCAACUGGUCCUUCCAGGGCCCCUUUUCUACCCCGAAACACAGCGCCAGGCCGCUCUUUAACGCAAAGCCUGCCGCGCCGCUGCUCUUUAUCAGCAGCCGCCUCGAUCCCGUCGCUCCCCUCAAGGCUGCUCGCAAGAUGGCCAAAGAACAUCCUGGCUCUGCUGUUGUGAUUCAGGAGUCCAUUGGACACAGCGCCUGGGGCAGUGCCCCAAGCAGGUGUACCUGGAAGGUAGUCGCCGACUACUUCCACAGCGGCGCCGUCCCAGGGAAGAAUACUGUUUGCCGCCCAGACUGUGGUCCCUGGGACCAUGUCUGCGAGGCGGCCACGGGAAAGAGGGCCGAGGAUAGCGUGAGGGAAUGGGAGGCGCUGCAUCUCGGCGCGGAGCCGAUGGAGGUGAGGCGAUACGCUCUUGGUCUGGAGUAG
Molecule: messenger RNA, 1956 nt
Organism: Trichoderma citrinoviride
Lineage: Eukaryota; Fungi; Ascomycota; Sordariomycetes; Hypocreales; Hypocreaceae
Exons: 2
Coding region: 1-1956 (651 amino acids)
Source: RefSeq, a predicted model, not a curated record